AGGGAAUAUUCGAAGAAGAUGCAGGUUUGAUGAAUCAUGAAGGAUAUUUCUCAAAUUUUUCGACUAGUCGUAACAACACUCCUUCUGAUAGUGCCACCUAUUCUAUUGAUAGUCUAUGGUAAGAAGUAUGCUACCCUUACUUGGGACAGUGUCAUUACACAUGGAAUAUUUAUGCUUUUUGGAUUUUGCUCCUUUUUGGGAACUGCUGUUUCAUCAUUCAAGAAUUUACCCAUCAAGUCUCGAAUGACUAGAAAGUUGAUACACGUCCUUCUUCACACCUGCUGCCUGGUCUUUAUGUUUAUUGGCUGGGCACAAAUCCACAAGAUUACUGAGAAGAGCCAUGGUGGUCAUGGUGGUCAUGGCGAUGAUAGCCAUGAUCAUGGAUCUGAAGACCAUUACCUAAGUGUUCACAGUUGGUUGGGAGUGUUGACAAUGACUGUCUUCUGUCUUACGUACCUGUUUAGUGCAGUCCUUUUCAACCCCUAUCUGAAGUUCAUCAAGCCAUCUAUUCGCAUGGCAGCCAAGCCUUUUCACAUAUCUUCAGGCAUAGGAGUGACAGUUCUGGCUGCAGCUGCAACAACUACAGGUCUUUAUAACUACAUAGAAAAGUAUGUUCCUAACGUAUUUAAAUCAAGUCAAACUCCUGCCCUACGAUUGAUUCUCAGUGCUGCUCUCUUUGUCGGAAUUGCCUUCUUUGUCCUAAUGUUUUCCCUUGGAGUUAUCCACCCAAAUCAAACGGGUAAACCAAAGGUUAAUCAAACGCAGCUUAAAGAAGUGAUGGUGAAUGAAACAGUUGUCAAUUCUUGAGCUAUCACUAAACCUAUCAUAGUUGGUGUUAUUUUCAGAGCUGUAACAUCGACCAGAACUCUGCACUUUGUAGUGAUAGAUUAGUUUUAAACAAUAAUUUUAGUAGAAUUUAUUAUUUAAAGUAUUAGUAUAAGAUACAAAGUUGUACAAAUUAUGCAUUGUAAAUUUAAAGAUAUUAUUGUAAACUAAUUUAGAUUUCCUUUUGUAAAACAGAUAAAUUAAAUAAUCGAUAUGUUCAGCUCUUUGAACUCUCUCUAUUGCUUACUUUUUAUGUAUUUUCUAUGUGACCCAUUAAUGUGUUUGUGUAUGAGACAGUGGGUAACUCCCGAAAGAAUUAAAAAAAAACCUAAAAUUCAUUUUUGAAAAUUCUGAGGCCCACUUCUUAUACACUGAUACAUACAUACAUACAUACAAAUAUUUUGUUCGUUUUUUAAUUUCAGAUAUAGAAUUGUAAACGAAUUUUUAUUAACCUUUGUAACUCAGAUAAAUGAAUUCAUUAUUGGAUUCUAUUUCAGGAUUUUGAUGCUAAGUAGACUGUAUAUAAAUUCUGUUAGUUGUAGAUUAUAUCUAUAUAAAUUUCUCA
Messenger RNA from Bolinopsis microptera, 1390 nucleotides. Its product is annotated as lysosomal membrane ascorbate-dependent ferrireductase CYB561A3-like. The record is from RefSeq and is a predicted model, not a curated record. Gene Ontology annotation, molecular function: oxidoreductase activity. Bases 37 to 807 code for a protein of 256 amino acids. Lineage: Eukaryota; Metazoa; Ctenophora; Tentaculata; Lobata; Bolinopsidae. The transcript is spliced from 5 exons.